AUGGAAUCUGAUAAUAGGACGGAUUUAACAAAUUACUAUGAAAUUAGACAUAUAGAUGAAGAUGACAAUAAUAUUCCAUAUAAUGAUGAUCAUAAAUUAAAUUCAAAUAAUCAAAGGCACCCUUCAACAUCAUCAUCUUCAUUAUCAAUUACAAGUUGUAAGUCAAAAAAUUUUAGUAAUGACAAUAUUCAAUUUGAAUUACAAUCAAAAAAUGAAAAUAAUUAUAAAAAAGAUGAUGACAAUAAAAAUUCUCAUAGAAGCAUGAAUAGAAAUCAUUCGACGUCAGGAAAUGAUACAAAAACAAAUAAAGAAGAAAAUUUUGGAGUUUCAUUUAAUUCUUGUUCUUCUUAUCGGUAUAAAAGCAAUUCUACUGGGUUUGAAAAAACAGAAAGAUUAAAAAGUGAAAAUAAAGAAUCACCAUCUGCUUCAAUUUCUUCGUGUACAAAUUCAUCACCAUCAUAUAAAAAUAAUUUACCUGAGGAUAAUAAAAAAGAAUAUCAGCAUCCCAAAACUUUAGAAGGUGUAUUAGAAUCAAAUAGUUUUAACGAAAAUAACGCAAACAAUCAGCAAUCAUUAUCUAUUGGGUCAUUGUUUCGUGGAACAAAAGGACAUAUAUCAUCACUUCUAUAUUCAGUUAGUCAGUGGUUUGUUACUACAUCUGCUGGAGGUACAUCUUCUAACCAAACUUCUUCAUCAUAUUUUUCACCUUGUGCAGCAGAUAUCGUUUCACUUGACAGUUGUGCAACAGCAACUGAUCCUAACGGUUAUUUCUAUACAACACAUACAUCAAAAGAUAAUAUUGUUAAUUCAAACUUUAAUAAUAAAAAAGUAUUUAUUAAAAAAGAUAAUUCAUCAUUUGUAGGAGUAAAACAAUAUAACUCAAAUAAAAUGAAUCCAACAAAUAUUGAUGAUACUAAAAAUACAAAUAAUGAAAGCGUUGAAGUAAUACAAGGUGAUGAAAUUAAUUCAACAAUUCCAAGUCCACUUAAUAAUACAAAUCUUAUUCAAGAUAAUAUAAGAAGUUUUUAUGAUGUUGUAAUAAAUGAAACGACAACUUUACGUGUUCCACGACGUUACCAAAAUAUAACAUUAAUUGGUUCUGGUGCUCAGGGUUGUGUUUAUUCUGCUUUUGAUACAAUCCAACAUAUUCCAGUUGCUAUAAAAAAACUAUCUAGGCCAUUUCUUAAUUCAACACACGCAAAAAGAGCCUAUCGUGAAUUUUGUUUAUUAAAUAUGGUUCACCAUCGAAAUAUUAUUAGUUUAUUUAACGCAUUUACACCUCAAACAACGUAUGCGGAUUUUACUGAUCUCUAUAUAGUUAUGGAAAAAAUGGAUGCUACUUUACAACAAGUUAUUCAAAUGCAGCUUGAUCAUGAAAGAAUAUCUUAUUUACUUUAUCAAAUGUUAUGUGGUAUAAAGCAUCUUCAUGCUGCUGGAAUAAUACAUAGAGAUUUAAAACCAAGCAAUAUAGUUGUCAAUAAACAUUGUGUACUUAAAAUUUUAGAUUUUGGUUUAGCACGUUCUGCAGCAAAUGCAAAUGCUAAUAUGACACCAUAUGUUGUAACAAGAUAUUAUAGAGCACCUGAAGUUAUACUUGGAAUGCCAUAUCAAGAAAUUGUUGAUAUAUGGGCUAUUGGAUGUAUUUUUGGUGAACUUAUUCUUGGGCAUGUUUUAUUUCAAGGUUCUGAUCAUAUUGAUCAAUGGACAAAGAUUGUUGCACAAUUAGCAAGUUAUGUUAGACAAAGACCUAGAAUUGAAGGUUGUAAAUGGGAACAACUAUUUCCAACAAAUAAUUUUCCAGCUGAUAGUAUUCAUUCAAAUUUAACUGCUGAUCAUGCAAGAGAUCUUCUUUCUCGAAUGCUUCAAAUUGAUCCAGAUAAGAGAAUAACUGUUGAUGAAGCAUUAGAACAUCCAUAUGUUAGAAUAUGGUAUGAUUCUGAUGAAGUUAACACAAAACCACAAGGUAAUUAUGAUGAAAGUGUUGAUAGUGAUCAUACAGUUGAAGAAUGGAAAACAUUAAUUUAUGAUAAAAUUAAACAAUAUCAAACAGAAAAUGAUAUAUAUACAAAGUUAGCACCAAUUCAAGAAGAAAGCGCAAAUGGUGCUCAAAAUUGA
Strongyloides ratti is the source of this 2115-nucleotide messenger RNA. RefSeq names its product Mitogen-activated protein kinase 10. The record is from RefSeq and is a predicted model, not a curated record. Gene Ontology annotation, cellular component: cytoplasm; nucleus. Gene Ontology annotation, biological process: protein phosphorylation; JNK cascade. The coding region runs from base 1 to 2115 and encodes 704 amino acids. The transcript has 6 exons. Gene Ontology annotation, molecular function: ATP binding; JUN kinase activity. NCBI's taxonomy places the organism in Eukaryota, Metazoa, Nematoda, Chromadorea, Rhabditida, Strongyloididae.